Molecule: messenger RNA, 2070 nt
Organism: Charadrius vociferus (killdeer)
Lineage: Eukaryota; Metazoa; Chordata; Aves; Charadriiformes; Charadriidae
Gene: KLHL11
Product: kelch-like family member 11
Exons: 2
Coding region: 1-2070 (689 amino acids)
Molecular function (GO): protein binding
Source: RefSeq, a predicted model, not a curated record
AUGUCGGACAAGAUGGCGGCGGCCGCGGCCUCCCCUCAGCCGCAGCCGGGGCCCGGCCCGCCGGCGGCGGAGGCGGAGGGCGGGGGCCCGCGCGGCGGCGGGGCGGAUGGGGAGGCGGAGGCGGAGGAGUUCGGGUGCCCGGCGCACUGCUCCGACCUGGCCUGGCGGCAGAAGCAGCAGCGCCGCCACGGCCUCUACUGCGACAUCACUCUGGCCUUCGGCGGGGGGCGGCCCGGGGCGGCCCGCGAGUACCGGGCGCACCGCUCCGUCCUGGCGGCCGCCACCGAGGACUUCACGCCGCUGCUCUCGGGGGGCUUCGCGGAGUCGCGCUCGGGCCGCGUGGAGCUGCAGAAGUGGAACUCGGAGGGCGGCCCCGACCCCGACACGGUGGAGGCCGUCAUCGGCUUCAUGUACACCGGCACCAUCCGCGUCAGCCCCGGCAACGUCCACGAGGUGCUGGAGAUGGCCGACAGGUUUCUGCUGACCCGGUUAAAAGAGUUCUGUGGAGAGUUUCUGAAGAAGAAACUCAACCUCUCCAACUGCGUGGCGGUGCACAGCUUAGCCCACAUGUAUUCCUUGAAUCAGCUGGCCCUCAAAGCUCAGGAUAUGAUCAGGAGAAACUUCCACAAAGUUAUCCAAGAUGAGGAGUUUUACACUUUGCCCUUUCACCUCAUCAGAGGCUGGCUGUCAGACUCGGAGAUCACAGUGGACUCUGAAGAAAUCCUCUUUGAGACUGUUUUGAAGUGGGUUCAGAAAAAACCUGAGGAAAGAGAAAGGUACUUUGAAGAUCUCUUUAAACUGCUUAGACUGUCUCAGAUGAAACCCACUUACCUUACUCGCCAUGUCAAAUCAGAAAGGCUAGUAUCGAGUAACGAAGCCUGUGUUAAAUUAGUGUCUGAAGCCGUGGAGAGUCAUGCCUUGCGGUCUGAGAACUUGCAGUCUGGUAAUCUACAACAUUCCACUUGUCCAGUAGCAUCGUUGCCACGUUUUGGACAAAAUAUGGACGUCAUUAUGGUGAUUGGUGGUGUGUCGGAGGGAGGAGAUUACUUAAGUGAGUGCGUAGGGUAUUUCAUCGAUGAAGAUAGGUGGGUAAACUUACCGCACAUACAUAAUCAUCUUGAUGGGCAUGCUGUUGCUGUGACAGAAUCUUAUGUUUAUGUGGCUGGCUCCAUGGAACCAGGGUUUGCCAAGACUGUAGAAAGGUACAAUCCAAACAGAAAUAUUUGGGAGCAAGUCUCAAAUCUAAUAACCAGAAAGCAUUCUUUUGGCCUUACUGAAGUUAAAGGAAACUUGUACAGUAUUGGUGGACAUGGCAAUUUCAGUCCUGGCUUUAAAGAUGUAGCCAUUUAUAAUCCUGAGCAAGACAAAUGGCUUAACCUGGAGUCAGCACCAAAGAUUCUUCGUGAUGUCAAAGCUGUUUCUGUUGAAGACCGGUUUGUUUAUGUUGCUGCUCGUACCCCAGUUGACAGUGAUAGCGAAGAUGGCUUGAGGGCGGUUAUUAUCAGAUACGAUGCUGAAACAAGGCAGUGGCAGGAUGUGGAGUCUCUGCCGCUCAUUGAUAAUUAUUGCUCUUUUCAGAUGUCUGUCGCUAACACAAACUUUUACCAUACAGCAUCGUGCUGCCCCAAGAGUUACCCUAUAGAUAAUGAGGAAGCUAAGGUAAAGAUCUCUGGCAGGGCGUCCGAUGAAAUCCUGGAAAGUUUACCCCCAGAGGUUCUUAGUAUUGAAGGAGCAGCUAUUUGUUAUUAUAAAGAUGAUGUUUUUAUCAUUGGGGGGUGGAAGAACAGUGAUGAUAUUGACAAGCAAUACAGGAAAGAGGCCUAUCGUUACUGUGCUGAGAGAAAGCGCUGGAUGCUUUUGCCUCCUAUGCCUCAGCCUCGCUGCAGAGCAACAGCCUGCCAUGUGAGAAUUCCCUUCAGGUGCUUGCAGGGAACACAAAGAUACCCUAUGCCACAAAAUUUGAUGUGGCAAAAAGAUAGAAUAAGGCAAAUGCAGGAAAGGCAGAUGCAGGAAAUGCACCGACACUCCCUGAGCUUACGGAGAAUGCCACGGUCACAGAUUGAGUGCUAA